Messenger RNA from Stereum hirsutum FP-91666 SS1, 1073 nucleotides. RefSeq lists its product as uncharacterized. Gene Ontology annotation, biological process: mRNA export from nucleus. Bases 92 to 907 code for a protein of 271 amino acids. Gene Ontology annotation, cellular component: nucleus. Gene Ontology annotation, molecular function: mRNA binding. The record is from RefSeq and is a predicted model, not a curated record. Lineage: Eukaryota; Fungi; Basidiomycota; Agaricomycetes; Russulales; Stereaceae. The transcript has 6 exons.
AUUCCCUCCACCUUUUGUCGCGUUGGCGUUCCUAUUCUCCACAUUGUUGUUGACAUUUCGCUCUGUUUUUGAUUGUUAAAGAACAUUGAAGAUGGCACCGUUCAAAGGAUCUCGCAAGACUGUGACGCGCUCUACGGACGAUAUCUGGGUACAUGAUCUUGCAGAAGAUGCGAAAACUUCGAGGCCUACACCAACUGCACCGGCGGCGGCAGUAGCUGCAAACACCAGGCUCGCGGUGUCGAAUGUGCAUUAUGAGAUCACGGAGAAGGAUUUGACGGCCAUCUUUGGUCAGAUAGGCACGCUCGUCCGUGAGCCCUUGAUCAAGUACGACCGCAGUGGACGCUCGACGGGUGUAGCGAUCAUCGCCUUUGAGACCGCGAGCGAAGCGGCCAAAGCAAAGGAGCAGUUCCAAGGUGUUCUCGCAAAGGGCCAGCCUAUCUCGAUUGAAUACGACACCCAAGGCCCUCCAAUUCGCCGGAUGCGUUCCGCGACAGUCCCCACAGGCACUCCAAGCGGGCCGAAGUCAUCGUUGAUGGCAAGAAUGGGAUUGGCAGGUGCGGGAGGAAGGGAGAAGGCGCCGCUGAUUGCGAGGUUGGGUACGGCGGAGAAGAAGGCGAGAGAUAGUGCCGUUGUAGCCGCACGAGGCGGGCGCGCACCACAGGCUGCAGCACGUGGAGGCAGGAGAGGUCGGGGCGCUCCUGGGGGCGUCACGGCUGUCGCAGGCAGAGGUCCCAGGGAGAGUAAGAAGCCGAAGACUGCUCAAGAGCUUGAUAGCGAGUUGGAUGCGUUCAUGGGUCCUGCGCCAGCUGCAGCUGCCGGCAACCCACCCGCAAUAGCGUCGAGACUGGGGGUCGUGGCGGGCGGACAGCCAGCGGCGAUAGUCAACGAGGACGUGGAGAUGUCUUGAGUAUCGAGCGUUUUGGACUCUUGUGGCUUACUUUUUCUUGUGCACACUGGAAUGAUUUUUUGGUUGACGAUCGCAGGUUUCACUGUCGCGAGCACGUUUAUUUCGUUAUGUCUACUGCUCGUCGACGGUUCAGUCGUUUCCGAUGACAUCAAUGAAGGUCUUUUCC